GGAGACAACAAAGGCGGGGCGCGUGACCGCGUCCGCUGCUACUACGGUUCUCGCCACUGCGCACGCGCACGUACGGACAGACGCACGGCGGGACGGCGGCCGUGAGCGCGCAAGGCAGCGGCGAGAAGAAGAAGAGGAAGAGGAGGUGGAGGAGGAGGAAGAGGAGGCGACAUGAGUGUCAACUGGGGCGCGGAACUGUGGGACCAGUUUGACAAUCUGGAGAAACACACCAGCUGGGGCAUCGACUUCCUGGAGAAGUACACCAAAUUUGUCAAAGAGCGAGCCGACAUUGAACUCCAGUACGCCAAACAGAUCAGGAGCCUGUCGAAGAAGUACCUGCCCAAGAGGAGCAAAGAAGAUGACAACAGGUACACGUGGUGCGCGGCUUUCGGCGCCACCCUUCAGCAGCUGGCCGAGUUGGCGGCGCAGAGAGAGGAAGUGGCCGACAAGCUCAGCUCGCACGUCGCCGCCGACCUCAGCAGGUUCACGCAGGAGCUCAAGGCCGAGAGGAAGUCGCAUUUCCAAGAUGGCCGCCGUGCCCAGCAGCACAUUGAAAAUUCCUGGAAGCAACUUGAGUCUACCAAACGCCGUUUUGAGCGCGACAGCAAGGAGGCGGAGCGAGCACAGCACAUGUGCGACAGGAUGGACGUAGACAACAACGUGGACGCUGAGAAGCGCUGCUCGUUUAAGGCCCGGCAGGUGGCGCAGCAAAAACAGCAAACGGCCCAAGAGUCCAAGAAGGAAUACAUGAGCACUUUGACUCAGUUUAACCAGGACCAGCACCAGCACUACCACACCAUGGUGCCCGUCAUAUACCAGCGCAUCCAGGAAAUGGAGGAGCGUCGUAUCGAGCGCGUGGGCUCGGCCAUGCGCUCGUCGGCCGAGGCGGAGAAGAAAGCACUUCCUGUCGUCAGCCGAUGUUUGGACGCCAUGAUGGAGGCCGCUGAGAGUAUCCAGGCCCGCACGGACACCCGCUCGGUGGUGCGCGCGUACAAGUCGGGCUUCGAGCCACCGGGCGACGUGGACCUGGAGGAGCACGCCGCCUCCAUGAGGCGGAGCAUCUCCGAGUCCAGCUACCUGGACGACCACAUGGAGGGGCGCAGGCACGGCAGGAAGCUGUGGCCUUUCCUCCGCAAAAAUAAAUUGCUGAAUCUGCUGUCGUCGCCUCACCAGCCUCCGCCACCGCCGCCCGCCUCGCCGUCUCCGGGGGGCGUGGCCGGCAGCCCGCAGUCCCCUCCCCCAGCCACCAGGGACCCCAUCGCGCAGCGUUUCAAUGACCUCAUGACCUCCGGCUCCCGAACCAGGAAGCAGUGCCUGCGCAGCCUCAAGAGAGGACUGUCACUCAAACUGGGCUCCGCCCCUGCGGACUGCAGCCAUCUUCCCAUCGAGCAACGGCGGAAAAAACUUCAGAACCGAAUUCACCACAUCGGACAAGAGAUCCUGCGAGAGCGAGAGCAAAGGGAGGCACUGGUGAAGAUGAAGGCAAUGUACCAUCAGAACCCGACCCUGGGGGACAGCGCCGCCCUGGAACCACGAUUGGACGAAGUAAGACGGAGCCUACACAGGCUGGAGGAGGAGCUUAGGAACAACCAGGCGUGGCUGGCGGAGGCUGAGCAGGGCGUGAGCGCGUGUCCUCCGCCUUCCCACUUUGGCACUGAUCCGUCCGCACCGGGGACUUUGAAACAGAUCAACACCACAAGUCCGGACAGCAGAGAAAGUCCCGACGGCAGCUACACGGAAGAUCCUGGCGCCGAGAUCCACUUCUCCAAAUCCCGAAGCUCCGACUUUGACGAUGACUUUGACGACGAUGAGCCGCUGCCCAGCAUCGGAACCUGCAAGUCGCUUUACCCGUUCCGAGGUCAGAAUGAGGGCACGCUGUCCAUGUGCGAGGGGGAACUUCUGAGUGUGGUGGAGGAGGACAAAGGUGACGGCUGGACACGCGUGCGUAGGAACCCAAACGAAGAAGGAUACGUGCCCACCUCCUACAUCAAAGUCUUCAUAGAGGCCAAAGGCUUUGUACAGACGAGUCGUCUGGUGUGAAGACGACGUGUGGAAACAGGAAUUGAGUUUGUUGAAGACACCAGAUGGCGACGUCGUCCUCUUCAUCUAACACCUUCGCUGUGUUGCCUUGGUAACCAUCACCAUGGUCAAGGGGGUCUCCAUGGUAACCAUAGAAGGCCACAAUCUGUCUCUUUUGGAGUACACACACACACACACACACACACACACACACACGCAUGCCUGCUGGUCUGGGUUCUGCCAAGGAAAGCAAAAGCAAACAAAAGUCUCGUGUGCGUGCGUUCUUCCUGUUUGGCCACACAAGGCGCUACUUCUGAUGUUAACGUUGAACUUUUAUUUUGAAAAAAGGAUAUAGGAUGAUGGAACUUAAAAGAAAGCCUUCAAAAUAAAAUGCCCCAUUUUGAAGUCAUAAUAUUAGGAACAGCUCAGUCAUGUGACUGUGUAACUAUGGACUCCCCUGCAAGCCCCGCCUCAAUAUUUUACCUCACCCCUGCCUCAUUGUUGUCGUGGUUGUGUUGGAUGUGAACGUCUUAUAUUUUUUUUUACUCUGACACGCCACUUCCUGUAUGUGCCCUAUUUCAAAAUAAAAGACCUCGACUAAGCCU
This is a messenger RNA of Hippocampus comes (tiger tail seahorse), 2624 nucleotides long. Its product is annotated as formin-binding protein 1-like. Lineage: Eukaryota; Metazoa; Chordata; Actinopteri; Syngnathiformes; Syngnathidae. The transcript is spliced from 18 exons. The coding region runs from base 172 to 2040 and encodes 622 amino acids. Gene Ontology annotation, biological process: signal transduction. The record is from RefSeq and is a predicted model, not a curated record. Gene Ontology annotation, molecular function: protein binding.